CUUCACUCCACUUGUCAAAAUGGCGUUGUUCGUAGUAGCAGACUUGAGUUAGUUCUUAUUAUUCAGUUAUUGGGAAACAUACGCAGCGUUAGACCCGACAGUAUGGCGACCCUGGAUCAGAAAUCACCCAAUGUGCUUCUCCAGAGCCUCUGCUGCAGAAUCACGGGGAAAAGCGAAGCUGAAGUUGCCCACCAGUUCCAGUAUGCAGUGCGAGUCAUUGGCAGUAACUACGCCCCCACUAUUGAACGGGAUGAGUUCCUGGUGUCAGAGAAGAUCAAGAAAGAAUUGCUGAAGCAGAGGAGAGAAGCCGACGCUGCUCUGUUCUCAGAGCUGCAUAGAAAACUUCAGACGCAGAGUGUUUUGAAGCAUCGCUGGUCUGUUCUCUACUUGCUGCUCAGCCUCUCUGAAGACCCCCGCAAACCGUCCGGCAGGGUUGGAAACUAUGGAGCACUCUUCGCCCAGGCGCUCCCCAGAGACGCCCACUCCACCCCGUUUUACUGCACCCGGCCUCAGAGCCUGGCCCUGGGCUACGGAGAGAGGAGCGCCGGGCUGUCGGCCAGCAUGGGGACCAGCGGCAUCUCCAGCCUGGGAGUGUACACACUGAACGGGCCCACAGUCACGCCACAGUCACUGCUGUCUGGUCAGCCCCCUCAGUCUGCAGCCGCUCAGCCUCUGGGUGCCCGGCUGGCCUGGGCUCUUCCUGUCAGCUCUUCCUCUGCGUUGGCCCCUCUCGCCACUCGACCGCUCCUCGGACCUCCGGUUCCCUCCUCCAGAGUGGUCCGACCUCGCAAAGACGGCGAAGUGAGCGAGGCGGCGCUGGUGCGGGACAUCCUGUACGUCUUCCAGGGAAUCGACGGCAAGUUCAUCAAGAUGAGCGUCCAGGAUAACUGCUACAAGAUAGACAGCAAGGUGGUGCUGUGUAAAUCCCUGAGGGACACCAGCAGCCGGCUGGCAGAGCUCGGCUGGCUCCACAACAAAGUCAGGAAGUACACCGACGCCAGGAGCCUGGACCGGGCCUUCGGACUGGUCGGACAGAGCUUCUGUGCCGCGCUGCACCAGGAGCUGAAGGAGUACUACAGGCUGCUGUCUGUCCUCCACUCCCAGCUGCAGGUGGAGGAUGAGCACGGUGUGAUGGUGUGCACAGAGAGCAGUCUGACUCUCAGGAGGCUCCUGGUUUGGAUGUACGACCCUAAAAUCCGACUCAAAACACAGGCGGCACUCGUCGACUUCUGCCAAGGUCGGAAAGGAGGCGAGCUGGCGUCAGCAGUUCACUCUUACGGGAAGACGGGCGACCCACAGAUGAGAGCGCUGGUCCAACACAUCCUCAGCCUGGUGUCCAACCCCAUCCUCAACUUCCUGUAUCGCUGGAUCUACGACGGGGAGCUGGAAGACACCUACCACGAGUUCUUUGUAGCAUCAGAUCCCAACGUGAAGACAGACCGUCUGUGGCACGACAAGUACUCCCUCAGGAAGUCCAUGAUCCCCACGUUCAUCACCAUGGAACAGGCCAGCAAGGUCCUGCUAAUUGGUAAAUCCAUCAACUUCCUGCAUCAGGUCUGUCAAGACCGAACACCGCUCGGCAAAAUCACGCCGGCGUCGAACUCUGCAGACACACCCAGAGAUACUGCGGAGCUGCUGUCAGACCUGGAGGGGGCGUUUCAGGAGAAGAUCGACGCCGCCUAUUUCGACACCAGCAAAUACCUGCUGGACGUUCUGAACCGCAACUACCUGCUGCUGGAGCACCUGCAGGCCAUGAGGAGAUACCUGCUGCUGGGCCAGGGAGACUUCAUCAGACACCUGAUGGACCUGCUCAAACCGGAGUUAGUGCGUCCCGCCACCACUUUGUACCAACACAACCUGACGGGGAUCUUAGAGACGGCAGUCAGAGCCACCAACGCUCAGUAUGACAAUGCAGAGAUCCUCAAGAGGCUGGAUGUACGCCUGCUGGAGGUGUCUCCAGGUGAUACCGGCUGGGAUGUUUUCAGUCUUGACUACCACGUUGAUGGACCCAUUGCUACGGUGUUUACAAGGGAGUGUAUGGGCCACUACCUCCGUGUGUUUAAUUUCCUGUGGAGGGCAAAGAGGAUGGAGUACACACUGACGGACAUCUGGAAGGGACAGAUGUGUAACGCCAAGCUGCUCAAAACCAUGCCAGAGUUGUCCGGUGUGCUGCAUCAGUGCCACAUCCUGGCCUCCGAGAUGGUCCACUUCAUCCACCAAAUGCAGUACUACAUCACCUUUGAGGUGCUGGAGUGCUCCUGGGACGAGCUGUGGAACAGAGUGCAGCAGGCGCAGGAUCUCGACCACAUCAUCGCCGCCCACGACCUGUUCCUCGACAGAGUCAUCUCAAGAUGCCUGCUAGACAACAGCAGCAGGAAUCUUCUGAACCAGCUGAGGGCCAUAUUCGACCAGAUCAUCGAGUUUCAGAGCGCCCAGGACUCGCUGUACCGCUCGGCUCUGGAGGAACUCACCCUGCGGCUGCAGUUUGAGGAGAGGAAGCAGCAGAAGGAGACCGAGGGUCAGUGGGGAGUGACGGCUGAACAGGAAGCGGAGGAGAAGAAGAGGAUUCAGGAGUUCCAGGAAACCAUACCAAAGAUGCGCUCCCAGCUCCGCAUCCUCACACACUUCUACCAGAACAUCGUGCAGCAGUUCCUGGUGUUGCUGAUGACCAGCACGGAUGAGAGUCUGCGUUUCCUCAGCUUCAGACUGGACUUCAAUGAGCACUACAAGGCCAGGGAGCCGAGGCUGCGAGCAUCACUGGGAACCAACAGGGGGCGACGGCAGUCAAAUAUCUGACGUGAAGACGGUGACAAUAACAAGCGAGGCUCCCACUGAUUGGAGUAGGACAUCACAGCGAGGGGCCGCACAGCAGACUUAAGUUUCGAGAUGAUGUCAUGCCUUGGAGGAGUGAACAAGCGGGUCGCCAAGUGAUGACAUCACAGCAGACAGCUCCAGUGAAGUCAGUUGUGUGGGACCCCAGAAGAUUUAAGUCCAGUAAAUCAAACUUUUAAAAUAAGCGCCGUAAAACAGACUGAAAUCCAGCAGGACAUGGGGUCAGGCUGAACUCACACAGGCAUGCCUUAAUAUGAACGAGGGAAAAAACUAUUUUCUCAGCGUUGGUUGCCAAAACUAGUCCCAUCACACGUAAUGUAUGUACAUAGAGUUUAUGCAAAAAUGUAAAUGUGUGUGUAUAUUUGCAUCUCGACACCGUCACCUGUGGCUUCACAUCUUCUCACUAGGGUUCAACCGAUAUGGGUGUGAUGUUGACAUUUUUGCAGUUUUGUAUUUGUAACAGAUGUUACAAUUAUUAAAGUAGAGCAUUUUUUGUACAAUUUCUCCUUAAGAUGCUGCGUUUCUGCUGCGGAUUGGCUGGAGACACUGCAGUCUUCAGAAUAUUGAAAAUGUAUGUUCAGUAUCGGCACGAUAUCGGUCUAACCCUAGUUCUCCAAUCUCGCCUCCUUACAAUUCAGGGUUUUUGAGUGUGUUCGGUCAGCUGAUCACAAUCACAGAGGGUUUUGUACCUCUGGCUCAUUCAGCCCCUUUGGUUCAGACUUUGUUUACACCUUAUCUGACAUUAGUUGUUGAUUUCAAUAGAAGCGUUACUGUUUGACAUUACAUGUGUGAGGCGUAGGAAACAAAAGCCUCUUAUGAGUUUGGAUUGAAGUUUGUGCUUUUAUGUCUGUAUGAGAGAUGAAGCAACAACCACAACAACCUCACUCUACUCAUUUCACAAACAGGAACUACACAUGUUCAGAUGUGUCUUUAAGAGAAAUGUCAUUUUUUAUUUAUUUAACAAUGAAUGGUUUUAAAUGUUAAAUUGCGCAGUUUAUUUUCUGAAGUGCGACAUUAUAAAGAAGGGUGUGUGGUUUGUAGUGUUAAUAAAUAAGGUUUGCUCUGCGCAUAUUGAGAAGAAGCUUCUGAUGGGUGGGUUCGGUUCAGUGUGGUAGCAACGAUCUGCUGGUAUCAAAAGUCGAAUGCUUUUUGCUUUAAAAAAUGGCCAACAUGUUUGUUUGGAUUGAAAAGUCAACAGCAUUUUAAUCACUAAAGUAUUACAAUCAUUUUCAUGUGAACAGCAUGGAUCUCACCUUAGGAGCUCUGAUCCGAGGUCAGCCAUGUUUCUAAAAGGAAAUCUAAAAGACGUCAAACAUGCAUUUUUAGAGGAUACAGUUAAUGUCGUUUUAUAGGCUUAAAAUACUUACUCUUACGUCCAACUUUAAUUUCAGUCACAAAGUGUUUCCUGGGAAGAUAUUUACUCCUGCAAAGCAAUCUUUAUUUAAUGUUUUCUAAGUUGUACUGCCAAUGAAACAAACUGGUGCUGCACAUGGUCACCGCUCUCUGACAAUUCAUUCUUCAUUGUGUGAAAAAUAUGAAUUGGGUCAGCGCUCCUGUCCUGUGUGUCUCCGUCUGUCUUCUACAUCCUAUAGCACAUAAUGUAUAGAAUAUAGGGAAUCAAACCAUCCCGCUUCUUCUUUAAUAAAAUGUUUUUUAUUA
Molecule: messenger RNA, 4491 nt
Organism: Gymnodraco acuticeps
Lineage: Eukaryota; Metazoa; Chordata; Actinopteri; Perciformes; Bathydraconidae
Gene: tubgcp3
Product: tubulin, gamma complex associated protein 3
Exons: 23
Coding region: 103-2796 (897 amino acids)
Biological process (GO): spindle assembly; microtubule nucleation; mitotic cell cycle
Cellular component (GO): gamma-tubulin small complex; spindle pole; centrosome
Molecular function (GO): gamma-tubulin binding; microtubule minus-end binding
Source: RefSeq, a predicted model, not a curated record